Molecule: messenger RNA, 786 nt
Organism: Neoarius graeffei (lesser salmon catfish)
Lineage: Eukaryota; Metazoa; Chordata; Actinopteri; Siluriformes; Ariidae
Gene: ggctb
Product: gamma-glutamylcyclotransferase b
Molecular function (GO): gamma-glutamylcyclotransferase activity
Source: RefSeq, a predicted model, not a curated record
AUGUGGAAGGGUGCCCACACUCUGAAAAACAUCAUGCCUGGUCACUGUGGCCAAGAAGGGGCACCUGAAGGUCUUAAAUGUCUACAGACCAGUGGCAUUAACAUCACGCAAGAAAACCCUGGAGAGGUUGGUCCUCUCCCACCUCAGAUCCCUGGUGCCUUCAAUACCAUACAGCCUGUACUGAUGGGAGACAAUCUCUGGUAUAUGCAGUUGGGUGAUCCAUUUGGGACCUGGAUAACAAACUACCUCAACAACGGACCACAGUACAACUUGGAGUCAUGUCACCUUCAGAAGUUCUCUGAUGACACCACCCUUUACUCUUUUGUUCUGAAUUACAAGCUGGUGUUUGGAAAUCAUAAGGGCAUGGUCAGUGAGCACUGGUGUAGGGGUGUGGCUUCAAUUGAACCAAGUAACAGAGAUACUAUGGGUGUUGUGUGGAGAAUUAACACUGCCCAUCUGACCAACCUGGACAGGUACACAAUUGUCCCAAAUCUUUUGGAAUCGGGGUUGUAUUCUCCUGUUUCAGUCAAUGUUUUGAGUCGGGGGACACUUACCUGUCACAUCUACAUCUUGAACAGCCGUGUUCCGGCGCCGGCGUCUCCACACUACCGGAAGGUGGUGGUGGUGAUUAUGAUGGGAACUGAGCAAAAUGGCUUCCCCAAAGCUUAUCAAGAUGAACUGAAGUUUGUCGAAACCAACAAAUAUGAUGGGCCCCUUCCUGUGAUGACUGAGGUAUAUGUUGCAUUCAAAAACUCCCCCCCCCCCCCCAAAAAAAAAAGGUGUUAA